This is a messenger RNA of Homalodisca vitripennis (glassy-winged sharpshooter), 696 nucleotides long. RefSeq lists its product as uncharacterized. The record is from RefSeq and is a predicted model, not a curated record. Lineage: Eukaryota; Metazoa; Arthropoda; Insecta; Hemiptera; Cicadellidae. The transcript is spliced from 3 exons. The coding region runs from base 114 to 578 and encodes 154 amino acids.
CGGUUUUCCUGGUGCAAAUCUCAUAUAAACAAAAGUACGGUUAUCUCAGCUUCAGUUUACUGUUGGCACUUCAGUAGUCUACAUCGUGACUAUUUACUCUUUGCUUUGCAACCAUGGAAACAUCAACGAUUGUUAUACUUGGUCUCCUAGUGGUGGUCCCCUCAGCGCUCGCUGAUUGCAGACCUGGUCCACCACCAUACUGCAAGGACUGGCACAUCGGCAUUGAUAGAGUGAACACUCGAGGCUCUGUUGUCCACGGUCACGCCAACAUCCCGAUACAUCAGAGCCCCUCUAGCAGCUCACAUGCUCAAGUCCACGGCUCGAGAGUGUUCGGAGGACCGCAGAACGGAGCGCAGACUGUCGGCGGCAACCUGAACUACCAACACAGUAACGGACUGCACGGCAGUGUGGGAGCUACACAUACCAGGGGCAUGGGCAACUCCUUCAGUGGCACUGUAGGGGGCAGCGGGAGAUUAGGGCCCGGUACCCUUACGGUAGGGGGUGGAGUUAACACACUACCUGGGUCCAGUAAGGUGCAAGGACAGGUUGGAGCCACCUACUCUGUACCAUUACCGUAAAGGCUCAUUAUAUAUUGUGAUUUAUAUUUAAAUCGGUAUAUUACAAUUUCCUGAUAUUUUGGAUUUGUUUACCUGUAUUUCUGUUCUAUACUAGAACAAAUAAAAAUAUUUAUUUAUA